This is a messenger RNA of Symbiodinium necroappetens, 4449 nucleotides long. Lineage: Eukaryota; Dinophyceae; Suessiales; Symbiodiniaceae. The record is from the annotation of a GenBank genome assembly.
AUGUCAGACAACUCCACCACAACCGAGACGGCCGUCGCCCCGGACCGGGUGACGCCCGGGUGCGCGACGCCCGGACGCGCGCGGACGGGAAGCGCGGCGGCGGGAAGCGCGGCGGCGGGAAGCGCGGCGGCGGGUCGCGCGCCCCUGAGCGCCGCCGUGACCGGCGCGCUCUACAUGACCGCCGCCUCGCUCGGCUUUUCGGUGAUGAACAUCCUGAUCCGCGAGGUCUCGGCGGAGGUCGAGCCGGCGCAGAUCGCCUUCUUCCGCAACCUCUUCGCCUCGCUGUUCAUGCUGCCCUGGCUGCUGUCGAGCGGCGCCGCCAAGGCCCUGCCCACGACCAACCUGAAGCUGCACCUGCUGCGCGCCGGCAUCGGCCUGAUCGGCAUGCUCUGCUGGUUCUACUCGGUCUCCCUGCUGCCGCUGGCCCAGGCGGUGGCGCUGAACUUCACCGUGCCGCUCUUCGCCACCGCCGGCGCCGCGCUGAUCCUGGGCGAGGUGGUGCGGGCGCGGCGUUGGAGCGCGACCUUCGUCGGCUUCCUGGGGGUGCUGAUCAUCCUGCGGCCCGGCGACGGCGAGAUCACCUGGCUGACCGGCCUGCCGGUGCUGGCGGCGCUCUUCAUGGCCUCCUCGGUGCUGAUGGUGAAGACCCUGUCGGGGCGCGACGCGCCGGCGACCAUCGUGCUGUGGAUGAACCUGCUGCUGACGCCGCUGUCGCUGAUCCCGGCGCUGUUCGUCUGGCGCUGGCCGAGCCUGGAGAUGCUGGGGCUGCUGGCGCUGAUCGGCGCCGUCGCGGUGAUCUCCCACAUGGGGCUGACCCGCGCCUACGCCCGGGCCGACGCCUCGGCGGUGCUGCCCUUCGACUACAUGCGCCUGCCCUUCAUCGCGCUCUUCGCCUUCUUCCUCUACGGCGAGGUGCCGGACCUCUGGACCUGGGUCGGCGCCGGGGUGAUCGCCGGCUCGACCGUCUAUAUCGCCCACCGCGAGGCGCGGGUCGCGCGCGAGCACACGCGGGCGAGCCGGGCGAUGGGACUGCGCAGCCGGAGCGGCCCGCUGGCGCCCAACCUGGAGGGUGCGCUCUGGAUGCUGGGCUCCGCCCUGGUGUUCACCGCCAACGGCGUGCUGGUCAAGGCGCUGGCGGCCUCGGGCAUGUCCUUCUUCCAGAUCGCCCUGGCGCGCGCCGGCUUCGCGCUGCUGGCCGUGCUGCCCUUCGUCUGGGCGGUCGGGCUGCCGGCCCUGCGCACGGCCUAUCCCGUCUCCCACCUGAUUCGCGCGCUGGCCGGGGCCGGCGCCAUGCUGUCGGGCUUCUACGCCCUCUCGCGCCUGCCGCUGGCCGAGGUGACGGCGAUCGGCUUCACCACGCCGCUCUUCGCCACGGUGCUGGCGAUCUUCGUGCUGGGCGAGGUGGUGCGCUGGCGGCGCUGGACCGCCACGCUGGUCGGCUUCGCCGGGGUGCUGAUCAUGCUGCGCCCCGACUCGCUGCUGGUCGGCGAGGGGAUCGAGCUCGGCGGCUUCCUGGGGGCGCUGGGCAUGGCCUUCGGCAUCGCGGUGGCGGUGAUCAUGGUCAAGCGCCUGCCCAAGAGCGAGCCGCAGGCCGUGAUGCUGCUGUGGUUCUGCCUGGCCUCGAUCGCGCUGGCGCUGGUCCCCGCGAUCCGGGCCUGGCAGCCGCCGACGUUGGAGCAGUGGGCGAUGCUGGCGGCGGUCGGCGUCAUCGGGGUCUGCGGCCAGUCGCUGGUGAUCAAGGCCUACCGCGCCGGCGAGGCCAGCUUCGUGGCGCCCUUCGACUACUCGAAGAUCCUCUUCGCCAUGGUGCUGGGCUUCGCCUUCUUCGGCGAGGUGCCGGAGGUCUGGACCCUGUCCGGCGCCGCCGUCAUCGUCGCCUCCACCCUCUAUAUCGCGCGGCGCGAGGCGCGCCUGGGCACCCGCAAGGAGCGCGAACGCGUCGACGCCGACCACGGCGUUGGCGCCCAGCGCCUGGGCCUUUUCCACCAGGUCGGCGAUGGCCUCGUCCUUGGCGUCGCGCAGGGCCUUCUCGUAGGCGCCGGCGCGCCCGCCGACGAUGUCGCGGACCGACGCGAAGAAGUCCCGGAAGAUGUUGGCGCCGAUGAUGCACUCGCCGGCGACGAUGCCCUUGUAGGCGACGAUGCGCUGGCCUUCGAUCCCGUCGGUGGUGACCACGAGCAUGGCGGUGGCGAGUCCUCUGCGCUGUCUGAGCCGUCGGUGGUGUCCGGCCGCCCCGGCGGGGUCCGGGGCGCGGGGCGGCGCGGCCUGCUCGCCUGGUGCCUUUACGACUGGGCCAACUCGGCCUUUCCGACGGUCAUCGUCACCUUCGUCUUCGCCGCUUACGUGACCAACGUGAUCGCGCCGAGCCCGGAGGUCGGCACCGGCCAGUGGGGCUUCGCCAUGGGGCUGUCGGGCCUGGUGAUCGCCCUGGCCAGCCCGGUGUUGGGGGCGAUCGCCGACCAGAAUGGCCGGCGCAAGCCCUGGAUCGCCGCCUUCUCCCUGGCCUGCGUGGCCGUCGGGGCGCUGCUCUGGACGGUGACGCCGGAGCCGGGGGCGCUGGUCUGGGCGCUCUUCCUGGUCGCCGCGGCCAACGUCGCCUUCGAGAUCGGCACGGUCUUCUACAACGCCAUGCUGCCCGAGGUGGCGCCGGCGGGCAUGAUGGGGCGCCUGUCGGGCUGGGCCUGGGGCGCGGGCUACGCCGGCGGGCUGGCCUGCCUGGGCGUCAGCCUGCUGCUCUUCGUGCAGCCCGACGCGCCGCUGCUCGGGCUCGACAAGGCGGCUUACGAGCAUGUGCGCAUCACCGGCCCCUUCGUCGGCCUUUGGUUCCUGGUCUUCGCGCUGCCGCUGUUCCUCUUCACGCCCGACCGGCGCGGCACGGGCAAGCCCGCCGGCGCCGCCGUGCGCGAGGGGCUGAAGACCCUGGGCGCCACCUUGAAGGCGCUGCCGCGCUACGGCCAGGUGCUGCGCUUCCUGAUCGCGCGCAUGCUCUACACCGACGGGCUCAACACGCUCUUCGCCUUCGGCGGAAUUUACGCCGCCGGCACCUUCGGCAUGGGCUUCGACGAGAUCCUGAUCUUCGGCAUCCUGCUCAACGUCACCGCCGGGCUGGGCGCCGUGGGCUUCGCCUGGGUCGACGACUGGCUGGGGCCGAAGCGCACCGUGCUGAUCGCCGUGGGCUGCCUGAUCGCCCUGGGCGCGGCCAUCCUGGUGGUGGAGUCGAAGCUCUGGUUCUACGUCCUGGGCUGUGCCAUCGGCACCUUCAUCGGCCCGGCCCAAUCGGCCAGCCGCACCCUGAUGGCGCGGCUGGCUCCGGCCGAGGUGCGCACCGAGAUGUUCGGCCUCUACGCCCUCUCCGGCAAGGUGACGGCCUGGAUCGGGCCGAUCCUGGUCGGCGGCGUCACCCUGCUGGCCGAGAGCCAGCGCUGGGGCAUGGCCACCAUCCUGCUGCUCUUCGUCGCCGGCGCGCUGCUGCUGCUGCCGCUGAGGGAGCCGCCUCAGCAGGCCGCACAGGGCCGGCCCGAGGACGAGGUCGCGGGCGUGGGCCAGGUGGCGGGCCAGGCCGGCGUCGCUGGUCACCACGCCGGGAUGAAGCACGGCCGGGCGCCGGGGGACGGGCUGGACAGAACGGGACAUGGCGGGCUCUCCUGUCGCGAGCGGGGAGGGGAGGGCUGUGGGAUGGCAGCGGUGAACAACAUCAACGAGAUGGAGAUCUUCGUCCGCGUCGUGCAGGCCAAGUCCUUCUCGGCCGCCGCCCGGGCCCUGGACCUCUCGCCCUCGGCGGUGUCCAAGCAGAUCGGCCGGCUCGAGGACCGCCUGGGCGCCCGGCUGCUCAACCGCACCACGCGCCAGCUCUCGCUGACCGAGGUCGGCCAGGCCUUCUUCCAGCGCGCCGAGCGGAUCAUCGCCGACAUCGCCGAGGCGGAGCGCGCGGUGGGCGACCUGCAUGCCGCGCCGCGCGGCCUGCUGCGGGUCAACGCCCCGGUCGCCUUCGGCCGGCUGCACAUCGCGCCGCUGCUGCCGAAGUUUCUGGAGAGCUUUCCCGAGAUUUCGGUGGAGCUGACGGUCAACGACCGCUUCGUCGACCUGGUCGAGGAGGGCAUGGACCUGGCGGUGCGCAUCGGCGAGCUGGCCGAUUCCUCGCUGAUCGCCAAGCGCCUGGCGCCCAACCGCCGGGUGGUCUGCGCCGCACCCGCCUAUCUGGCGGCGCGCGGCACGCCGGCGCGGCCGGCCGACCUGGAGCGGCACAACUGCAUGACCUACACCUACCGGACCAACCGCCACGACUGGCGGCUGGAGCAGGCGGGCGCGGCGGAGACGGUCACGGUCUCCGGCAACCUGGAGACCAACUACGCCGAGGUGCUGAUGGCCGCCGCCCUGGCCGGCACCGGCAUCGUGCUGCUGCCGAUGUGGAUCGCCGGCCCGCAGCUCGCCACCGGCGAGCUGGUCGAG